AUGGGAGGACGGCUGGGCUUGCAUCCUUCCCUGACCUUGGGCAGAGGCCAAGACGAGGGGCUACAGCUAUUGUCUGUGCUGGAGGCCCCUCCGGAGGCUUGCAGAAAGCGAAAAGAGUACGCAGCGGGGAGGUGUGGCUCUAUCGACACUGUUGGCAAAAAGGCGCUCGUGGGGAUCGCAUUCGCCUAUGUCGGCCUUGUGCUGUUUGUACCCUUUCUGAAUGUCUUCGUCCAGGCAUUCGGCAAUGGAGUUGGUCCUUUUGUGGAACACCUAAUGGAUGAGGACUUCCUGCAUGCGGCGAAGCUGACGCUGCUGCUGGCAUUGGUGGCAGUGCCGAUCAACACAGUGUUUGGCAUAGUGGCAGCCAUGCAGCUGACGCGCAAUGAGUUCUGGGGGAAGACCUUCGUCAUGAGCAUGCUGGAUCUGCCCUUCAGCAUCUCUCCUGUCGUCACAGGGUUGAUGCUGGUGCUGCUGUACGGGAGGGAGGGCUGGUUUGCGCCCGUAAUCCGCGCAACGGGCUUCAACAUUGUCUUCGCAUUCCCAGGCAUGGCGCUGGCGACGCUGUUUGUGACGCUGCCGUUCGUGGUGCGCGAGCUCAUCCCCAUCCUGGAAGCCAUGGACAUGGCGGAAGAGGAAGCUGCUCGCACUCUGGGCGCCUCUGACUGGGAGGUGUUCUGGAAUGUCACCCUGCCCAACAUCCGCUGGGGGCUUCUCUAUGGCGUCAUCCUUACUAACGCGAGGGCGAUGGGCGAGUUUGGAGCGGUGUCGGUGAUUUCAGGCAACAUCAUCGGCAAGACCCAGACGCUGACGCUGUAUGUGGAGAGCGCCUACAAGGAGUACAACACAGAAGCAGCCUUCUCUGCGUCAGUGCUGCUGUCCUUCCUUGCGCUCGGCACACUCUUCAUAAAGGACAUCCUGGAACGCAAGACAUCCGAAUGA
Coccomyxa subellipsoidea C-169 is the source of this 939-nucleotide messenger RNA. RefSeq names its product sulfate ABC transporter, inner membrane subunit CysW. The record is from RefSeq and is a predicted model, not a curated record. Gene Ontology annotation, cellular component: plasma membrane. Gene Ontology annotation, biological process: transmembrane transport. The transcript has 7 exons. Bases 1 to 939 code for a protein of 312 amino acids. Gene Ontology annotation, molecular function: ABC-type sulfate transporter activity. Lineage: Eukaryota; Viridiplantae; Chlorophyta; Trebouxiophyceae; Coccomyxaceae.